AUGGGAAUCAGAUUUUCAGAGAUACACACUCUUCCAACUACCUUUUUCAUAAGGGUAUUCAAGGGCCUUUAUGACAAUGUAUCCAACAAUACUCAUGUUGGUGCUCAUCUUGCAAUCCUGACUGCCAUUCGUGAUGUUUGCAAGCUUGCCGUUAAGGAGCUUACCAGCUGGGUAAUUUACUCAGAAGAAGAAAGGAAAUUCAACAAAGAUAUUACUGUAGGCCUGACCCGCAGUGAAUUGCUAAAUCUUACCGAGUACAAUGUUCAUAUGGCAAAGCUCAUUGAUGGGGGGAGAAACAGUAUGUCAAAAGAAUGUACCUUCUAAUUGUUUUCCCUUUUU
Molecule: messenger RNA, 339 nt
Organism: Arachis ipaensis
Lineage: Eukaryota; Viridiplantae; Streptophyta; Magnoliopsida; Fabales; Fabaceae
Source: RefSeq, a predicted model, not a curated record